ACAGCAUACCUGCUGCGUGAGAGGUGCUGGGGAAGCAGAGAGUCAAGAUGGUCUUGCUGGAUUCGGCAGAUUCCUUCUUCGUUGAGUUGGAGCAGAUGUUUGCGCUGUGCAAACAACGAGGGGCAGGAACAGUCUACACGACACUGAAGAAAGUAGAGGCUGGGAACAAGCAACAGCUCAAGAAGGCAAGCAAGGAGACAGGGGGGGGGCGAAAAUCGGCGGGGCCCGGAGGAAGGAGAGAAGGAUGGCUUGCUCGCGCCAAGAUAUCGAACCAAAAAGCCCGCAAGAUAUCCGUACUGGUGUCAGACGCAGAGGUAGCUCAGUGCCGGGAUCGAUUAGAGGCAGUAAAGAAGGCAAUGCCUGUAUGUACGAUAGCGGGGGGCACCAAGAAGCGCGGGCGAAAGCCAACGGGCAAUGGGGCGGCAGGGGCAACAGGUUCCCAGAACGGCAAGAGGCCUAAGGGGGGCACCGUGGGUUCGAGUGCAACAUGACACCAUGGGCACCUGGAUAAUUAGUGUGUACAACUGGGUGGUGGUAUGUCUUUUCGUCAUGGGGUUAUUUUUCGCAGCUCGCUGUGAGGGGCGGCGGCGCUACCAGCGUACGUGGCACAAGCGCUGAAAUGAGAAAGAUGGCAAGAAACACGUGGAGAUUUCGCUCUCGUACGUUGAUGGUGUAAGGAUGGGAUGAUUUCUCGUGGGUAUAAAGACGUGUUCGUAGCAGGUGUGUACCAACACAUGCCUGACGGGUACAUGUAUGGUAAUAAAACAAAAGCAGAACAACCUGAUCGCCCUGUCAAUGUGUUGUUUCAUUCUGAGACUUCGCAGGCAAAAAGGUUGUUGGUUGCACCAUUACCGAUUGUACCAUGGUGCACCCGUGGCCUGUCUGCAGGCAGCACCCCUUGUCAUUAGACUCGACGACUCGUUUGGUAUUCUACCAUCCGCCCAGCCUCCUGUUUUUGCCCUCGACGUGUGCUUUUACAACCAUACGUGUAAUUUCUUUGGCAACCCGCGGGAAGCCCGUCUUUUGUUCGUUGUUCGUGCAUAGUAUACGUUCAAUGUGGUCAGGCAUUUUUCCGAGUUUGAUCAACCAGGGCAUUAGUUUGCGGUGCUGCCACGUCUCUUUUCUUUUUCGGGACGCAUAGAAGAGACCUUGAGCCUCCAUCUUGUGGGGCCGCCCUCUGCUUUGCCUUGUUUUUUUUUUUUGGGCUGCCCGUCCCGCGUUUGCAUCAUCUGUAUACUGG
Ectocarpus sp. CCAP 1310/34 is the source of this 1240-nucleotide messenger RNA. The record is from the annotation of a GenBank genome assembly. Lineage: Eukaryota; Phaeophyceae; Ectocarpales; Ectocarpaceae.